Molecule: messenger RNA, 489 nt
Organism: Macrobrachium nipponense
Lineage: Eukaryota; Metazoa; Arthropoda; Malacostraca; Decapoda; Palaemonidae
Exons: 1
Coding region: 1-489 (162 amino acids)
Source: RefSeq, a predicted model, not a curated record
AUGAAAACACAGGUUUGCCACGGUGCUGACGGUAUUUGGUCAUCACCCCACCAAAGUGACUCCUUUGGUGGUGAUGAGCACUCACCCUCAUCUGCCAGCCCUGUUACAUCUGUGACUCUUCCUCCUGGAUUUGAGGUGUCACCUCCGCCUGCUCCUGCUUUGACACUAUCUCCAUUGGUAGUGUCGGUGAUGACGAAGAAGAGGUCUCAUCAGGUGUCAUCGUCUUCUGUUGCCUCCUCACCUCCCUCUUCGAAGACUUCAUGGUCUAAGAAGAGGAAGGUAGCCUCUUGUCCCGUCAUGGGACUGAAGGGUCUGCCUCCUCCCACUGAGGAAGCAGUUGGUUCUCUUGUUGGCUCGCCUGUUCCUUCAGGAGUAGGAACCGUAACGCUUAACCCAGGGUCUAGCGUUGUGGGAGCCACAGGAGCGCAGACUUCGUUUCGUGCUUCUGCCUCUGAUUCUAGGGAAUUGUUCUCAGAAUUUUCAAAAUAG